GGGUGGCGGAACGUUCCGCGUGUGGAUCGGUCGGCGGAGCUCGCUGAGUGGACGGCUCGUUCUGUGUGACACCGGAAGCGGCCGCUGGAAGACGCAAGUCCCGUUCAGACGAGAUGGCAGAUAUCCUUUUGGAUGAAGAUGAAGAAGACUGUCCCAAGCUGGUUCCAAUUGAAGUGUAUCCUAAGACAGAAAGUGCUCGUAUCCCAGUAACGAUCAUAACUGGAUAUUUAGGUGCUGGUAAAACAACACUUCUGAAUUACAUCCUGACAGAGCAGCACAACAAGAGAAUAGCAGUAAUCCUUAAUGAAUUUGGUGAAGGGAGUGUACUGGAGAAAUCAUUGGCGGUGAGCCAAGCUGGAGAGCUUUAUGAGGAAUGGUUGGAGCUACGAAAUGGGUGCCUGUGCUGCUCUGUGAAGGACAAUGGUUUGAAGGCCAUCGAGAACCUUAUGCAGAAGAAGGGCAAGUUUGACUACAUUCUGCUAGAAACCACUGGUUUAGCUGACCCAGGUGCUGUUUCAGCCAUGUUUUGGGUCGAUGCAGAAUUGGGAAGUGAUGUUUACCUUGAUGGUAUUAUUUCUGUUGUUGAUGCAAAGUAUGGAAUGCAGCAUCUGAUGGAAGAGAAACCUGGAGGCCUGAUUAAUGAAGCAGCCAGGCAGGUUGCCCUUGGUGACCUUAUUAUCAUUAAUAAAACUGACCUGGUUCAACAUGAGGAGCUGGUUAACCUGAAAACAGCUGUAAGGUCAAUCAAUGGACUUGCUAAAUUAAUUGAAACACAAAGAUCAAGAGUUGAACUUGCAGAGGUUCUUGAUUUGCAUGCUUUUGACAGCCAAGCUAGUGAAAGAUUGCAAGAAAGAUUACGUCUUGUACAGAUGGCAGAACCUCACCUUGAUAAGAGUAUCAUUACAGUUACAUUUGAAAUUCCUGGCACCAUUUUUGAAGAGAACUUAAACAUAUACCUUCAGAAUCUGUUGUGGGAAAAGCAGUUGAAGAAUAAAUCAGGCUAUACAAUGGAAAUAAUACGAUUGAAGGGUAUUGUGUCGAUACAGGAAAAGCCACAGCAGAUGAUUGUCCAAGGUGUAUAUGAGCUUUACGAGAUAGAAGAAACUUCUGUUAACUGGAGUUCAGACAGUGAAAGAAUCAACAGAUUUGUGUUUAUAGGAAGAAACUUGGAUAAAGAAGUUCUUGAGGAAGCGUAUAUUGCAACUGUAUUGAAGCAAGGAGUGCCCAGCUGAACCUUUAACAGAAAGAUUAAGGACAUGAUGUAAUUUAACUGAAGAUCAUUGUUUUCUUAGUGGAGAUAAAAUUUUAUAUCCUUUCUCUCCUUGUUCUUGGUUUAUUUGAGCCAGUCCUCCAGGUGUUGAGAGGAAACUGUGUUGAGUUCUGAGUUAAUAUUAACUCCUGCAAUAGAGAUGUGUUACACAUGACUAACUCAUUUCUACAGCAUCCCUAUCACAAAAGAGAGAACUUGUUCUCCUUUAUUAUGGUCUCCUUGGAAAGUGAUGGGAGUUAGCAAAGAAAGAAAUGAAUGCCAGUAUUAUAAAGAUGCUUGAUGAAGGCCUUUCACCAUCCAGUUCAGUUAUUAAUAUUGCAUUCUUACAGCAUUUAUUCCUUGACCAUGUUUCAUGACUGUUGUGAAUUUUUGUAGAGAGUAGUUAGUAAUGGGGAUUGGAACAUACAUAUUUUUGCAUCAAAUACUCAGACCUAGGUCAGGUGUAGCAUAUACAGAGUACAGCACAAUGACUGAUAUUUUUUCACUAAUAAACCUGGAGAUAUUUGGUCCAAACACAACAUCACAGAGGAGUCUAAUGAGCUAGAAUCCAGCCUCCUGUUCCAAAUCCUCAGCAGCGCAUACUGAUGCUCAGUGUUGUGCCCUGUAUUGUGCUAUUGAGGGAUCUUUCCAUUUGUGUCAUUACCCAUCCUGUAGGCUUCUCCUGAAAUUGCACGUAUAAUGUUUAAUCUAUGCAGUAAUCCCAGGUAACAAAAAGGUAUUUACUUAAUUGCCUAAGUUCAGUUCGUGGCUGCUUUGAUUUUCAUUCCUUCCAAUAAAAGGGCAGCAGCUUGCAGUCCAUUUCCUCUGUCAGUCUUUCAAGUUGUUUCCAGAUGUAGCCAAUCUUCUAGGUCCUUCCUCUCCCAGAGAUGACGUCUUUGGAGCUUCUGUUGUCGUUUCUGUAGCACUGAGUCUUUACGGGAUGGGGUUUAUAUCCCUGUACCCAAACCUUCUCCUUUCACAGCUGGGCUUGGUACCAUUCAUGGCGGAGAUUUGCAAGUUCAUGAACAAUGAUUUUCUACAAAUUCAUUUUUUUAGGUUUUACAUUAGUCCCUUGUCAAAUUGGGAGGAUGAAAGUGAAAGAAUUAGAACCGACUGUGCUAGUUACAGGUGUCCGAUAUCAUUACAGACAAAUACACCGUUUGGUGCAAAACUGUUAUAUCCUAGGAACUCUGAAUUGUUGAUUGAAAGCAAAACAUCUGUGUCAUUUGUUGUGCUGCCUAAUCAUACUCUCCAUAAUGUUUGAUUUUACCUGCUUUAAAAUAAAAAUAAAGGACAUUAAAAGCCAAAAGCAGUUAUUUUUUCUCUUGAACCAUGAACUCAAUUUACUGUUCUUCUCCUUCAUUGCAGGAACUACAUCAUUCAGAAUGCUAUCUUUAGUAGGAAAGCUAGAAAGAAUUGCAUGAAUAUUAUAUGCAAUCAAAAGACUUAACACACUAGUUUUCAAAAGUACGUUUGUAUGUCAAAAACGAUCAUCAAUUCUCACAUCUAUUCAUACUGUAUUUAGAACUGGAAUAAAGUACCAUAUUAUUGAAAACAAAACUAAAAAAAUCAAUAUUGAUUGUUUCUGAGACUAAAAUGGGAAGUAGAGAUAUAUUAAAAUUGGCUUGGAAGAAGCUGAGAAUUUUGAAGUCAACUAUAUUAAUGUUUUCUGUUAUCCAACAGGAAAUAGUAUCAUCUUUUGAAGACUAAACCUGUAGCUAACUUUAAAGAUGAAUUGUAGUAUU
Molecule: messenger RNA, 2994 nt
Organism: Hypanus sabinus (Atlantic stingray)
Lineage: Eukaryota; Metazoa; Chordata; Chondrichthyes; Myliobatiformes; Dasyatidae
Gene: zng1a
Product: COBW domain containing
Exons: 16
Coding region: 114-1232 (372 amino acids)
Cellular component (GO): cytoplasm
Source: RefSeq, a predicted model, not a curated record